CCUGCCCUGCCUGCGGCCUGCUGGAGGGAGAGGCCUUUCCCGCGCCCUGGCUCCGCGCUGGGCCGGCCCGGGGCGGGCCGUCAGCAGGGGCCUAGCGGGCCUGGGCGGGCCUCGGAGGACUGCUGCUCCGGGCUCUCGUUCUGGCGUUAAUUAAUUUUUCCGCUCUCAAAAUAUCGUUUGGGGGGAAUUUUUUUUUUUUUUUUUUGGUGAAAGUUUGCCGGUGUGGAUCUCUGACGGGCCGUGCCCGCCCUGGAGGCGGCUCCUGCCAGCUCGGGCCUCUGGCGAGUCCAUCCCUGUGUGGCAGAGCCGGGAUUAAGCUGAUAGCUGCUUAGAUGUGUACCCAAUCUCCUGGGAAAUGUUGAAGGGCAAACCUGAAGAAGUCGAGAUGAAAUACCUCUGCUUUUGCCCAGGCAGAGGGGAAUGGGAAGCAGUAUGUGUGCAGGACUUACCACCACUAGGAUGUUAUUGGAAAAACAGAGCAAACAGAAGCGGGUGGUGUUUAAUAACUUUCCUAGAGGUGGCAGUGCGUGAAUAGAAGCCAGGACUCCAGUUCCCCAUGCGUCUUAAUGUCUCCCGAUAAUUAAAAGGUGUCAUCUCAGUCCAGCUCUGGGGGCUAGAGUUACAGAAAGACCAGGAUAAUGAUGAAGUGUUGCAAAAAUCCAGAGCACUGUUAUACAGAUAUGAAGAUCCAGGACAGCUGCUUCUUUUACUUCUGUGUCUUCAGCAGCCAGCGUUCCCUGCGCUGCCGCCGUUGAGAAGCCUGGCCGUCCCCGGCAGCCCCAUGUGCGGCGCACCUCUUCGCUAGAUACCAUCGUGGGCUCCUACCUGUUGGGACAGUGGCCACGGGACACUGAAGGAGCUCCUGCUUCGUGCAUGAAUGACAAAGCUACCCAGCCGUGUUUCUCAUCACUUCAGACUCCAGUGUCCUGGCAUGACGCAGAAGUGGGGAAAGCCAGCUCCAGUGUUCACAAGCGUUCUGCUUCUUGGGGUAGCACAGAUCACCGCAGAGAGAUUGCCAAACUGAAGCAACAGCUCCAGCGAACAAAGCUAAAUGGCAGAAGUGGCAAAGAAAAGGAGAAGAGCUCCCCGCUCCAGGGGGACCACGCUGUCCUUGGAUCGCUCAGGGACUCUCCCUCAGGCUUCCUUUCUCCAUGUCCCAUUUUGAGGCUCAGCCCCUGCUUGCACAGGAGCCUGGAAGGGCUGAACCAGGAACUGGAGGAGGUGUUUGUGAAGGGGCAGGGAGAUGAAGAGCUUUUGCGGAUUUUGGAUGUCCCAGAUGGCCACAGAGCACCAGCACCUGCCCAGAGAGGCUCCGGAGAUGCGUCCCUGACUCUGGAGCCCAGCAGCAGCAGCUGUAGCAGCCUCUCUCUUUCUCCUUCCCCUUCCAUGCCUCUCCGCCUUUCUCCGCACACCCCGGUGAGACUGGCAGCGGAAGAGCCGUCCUCUGUGGCGGACGAGGUGCAGCCGGAUCCAAAGGAGAAAGAAGAGGGCAGCCCUUCACCCGUCCUGGCCUUCGCUUCUUCUCCUCGACCCAACCACAGUUACAUGUUUAAACGGGAACCUCCUGAGGGAUGCGAGAAGGUCCGGGCCUUUGAAGAAGCUUCCUCCCCCGGCCCCGAUCAGACUUUUCAGCCUUCCUGCCCGGAUAAGAACAAAGUGCACUUCAACCCCACCGGUUCUGCCUUCUGCCCCGUCAGCCUGGUGAAGCCUCUUUUCCCAAACGUGGGUUUCCUCUUCAGGGGCUUUCCAGCUUCUCCCAGCCCUGGCACGGGCACGUUUAUAUCCUGCCAGCCCCUGGCACCCACCCCGUUCCUUGGGGUGCGGAAGGACGCUGCCGUAGACGGCUUUGGCGAGGUGUCCAAGUCUCCUUCACUGAAUUAUGAACACUGGAAGCAUGGCCAGCCAGAGGAGAGCGUCGUCUUCCACAGCUCCCUCAUGGUGUGAAGCCUUUGGGAAAGCUAGCCAGCAACAGCAGCGCUGGCUCCUCGGUGUGUCUCCGCUAGCCUGUGGAGAGUCGUGCCUUGAAGGUGGGAUGUGACAGCCAAGAGGCAGCCCUGGGAGCGAGAACCGCAGCAGGCUUCCUCCGAGGACGAUAGAAACCGUGCAGUGCAGUGUGCCACGGGACUUCUUGCCGCCGGAGAGGCUCGUUUCGCUGGGCCUCCCCUGUUGAAAGCACUUUCCUGUGUUGAAUCGUCUUUGUUUCCUGUGUGAUUGUUUUGCUGGUGAAGAGCAGCCGGGCACCGCUGCGGGAAGCAGAGGGAACCUUGUGCUCCGUGGCUCCAUGAACGAGGUUGAGCGGGGAGCGUUCAGGUGGGGUUUCGUAGCACCCCUCACCCCUGCAGCUGUCUGGGACUGCUGAACCCUGGGGAGGGGGGAGGAGGGGCCUGUAGGACGCUGCCCUUGGCUGUAUCGGUGCAGAAGACAUCGUGGAUCUGCACAGCUAGCACAGAGGGGGCUGGAGAGCGGUGGAUCCCUGCCCAUGCCUCCCCUGGACGCCUUUACCCCUGGAAACAAGCCUGGAGCUUUAAGAAGGCCGUGCUAAACGGUGACUGAUAAAUGCAGGCUUCCGCAGCCCUGCGCCCUGGGAAUCUGCGUGAGCAAGGGCGAAGGACCUGAGCUGCUGCCUGGUUUCCCUGCCUGUGAGCAAAUCUCUUCCCCGGUGCCCCGGCCGUGCUGCGGGAAGAGGGGAUGGGGUGAGAACUGGCCGGGUGCAGGUUCCCUGCUCCGGGGGGUCGUUGCUGCUGCUGCGGAAAAACUUUGUGCUGCUUCCCAGCCCUGAGCCUGGGGAGGGAUAACACGGGAAGGUUGAUUGUAAAGCCUCUUGACAACAAAAGUAUUUGAUUUUGGGUUGUGUUGCAAAGGCUGAGGGUUGUAUUGAAGAAGCCUAUUUUCUUGUAUCUGAUGUAGAAACUAGUUUCUUCCAAAGACACUAUUUUUGCAGCUGUUUGAAGUUUGUAUUUUAUGUAUGUAUUGCAAAGCUUAAAGGAGGAACGUUAGCUUUGGAGUUCGUGUCUUGUGUUUAGAGGGGGUUUUGCAGAUACGUUGCCAGUGAAAAGGAAACAAAAUAAAUAUUUCAGGCAUCCAAA
Messenger RNA from Grus americana (Whooping crane), 3086 nucleotides. It is a transcript of the gene FAM117A, whose product is annotated as family with sequence similarity 117 member A. NCBI's taxonomy places the organism in Eukaryota, Metazoa, Chordata, Aves, Gruiformes, Gruidae. The transcript is spliced from 11 exons. Bases 874 to 1944 code for a protein of 356 amino acids. The record is from RefSeq and is a predicted model, not a curated record.